AUGAAAAAUCUAUCUGUUCUCACUCAAAGAACCUUGAUCGUCACCUCCACCACCACCAUUGACGCGGUGAGUCUGCCGAGUAUAGGCAUCGGGAGUCAUCAGAUCAAGCGGACCCACAUAGCUUGGAUCUGGAUGAAGAUUAACAAGAUCGGGAAAAUGGGCUUUUCGAUUUGGAACAGGGAGCUUCAAUGGUGGCUUUUCAUGAUAGUUAUGGAGGAAGAUCGAGAGGCUAUACAGAAUGGUGUGUGUGUCGUGGGUGGGGGCACCACCCUUGCAUGGUGGUCGUGUGAAUUCUCAUGA
Molecule: messenger RNA, 300 nt
Organism: Lactuca virosa
Lineage: Eukaryota; Viridiplantae; Streptophyta; Magnoliopsida; Asterales; Asteraceae
Source: the annotation of a GenBank genome assembly